CUUUAAGGCCUGUCACUGCUCGCUCCACAGCUAGCCUCCCGCUGCUUGUUAUUUUCUGCAACAAGAUGGCUGUCGUCCCUGAGAGCAGAGUCCUCACUUUCAGCGUUUUUAAAUGGAGCUCUUACUCCUCUACAUAUUUACCAGAGAAUAUCUUGGUAGACAAACCUAAUGAUCAGUCUUCAAGGUGGUCGUCUGAGAGCAACUACCCUCCACAGUUUUUAAUCUUGAAAUUGGAACGGCCGGCAAUCGUUCAGAGCAUCACAUUUGGGAAGUAUGAGAAGACUCACGUCUGCAACCUGAAGAAGUUUAAAGUAUUUGGAGGGAUGAGUGAAGAGAACAUGACAGAGCUUUUGUCCAGUGGCCUUAAGAACGACUACAACAAGGAAACAUUCACCUUAAAGCACAAGAUCGAUGAGCAGAUGUUUCCCUGCAGAUUUGUCAAAAUAGUGCCUCUGAUGUCGUGGGGUCCGAGUUUUAACUUCAGCAUCUGGUACAUCGAGCUGCACGGUAUUGAAGAUCCUGACGUGGUGCAGCCCUGCCUUAACUGGUACAGCAAGUACAGGGAACAGGAAGCUAUCCGCCUUUGCCUCAAGCACUUCAGACAGCAUAACUACACAGAGGCCUUCGAGUCCCUGCAGAAGAAGACUCGGAUAGCACUGGAGCACCCGAUGCUCACACACCUGCACGACCGGCUGGUGCUGCAAGGAGACUUUGACGCGUGUGAGGAGCUCAUAGACAAAGCUGUCAGAGACGGUUUGUUUAACCAGUAUAUCAGCCAGCAGGAGUACAAGCCCAGGUGGAGUCAGAUCAUCCCUAAGUGCAACAAAGGUACAAGCGCCCAAGAAAUCAACCGAGACGACAUGAACAGUGACGGUGACGACAACAGGCCCGGGAUGAGGGGUGGACAUCAAAUGGUCAUUGACGUGCAAACUGAGACCGUGUACCUGUUUGGAGGCUGGGACGGCACACAGGACCUGGCUGACUUCUGGGCUUACAGCGUUCAGGAAAACCAGUGGGCAUGCAUCUCCAGAGACACAGAGAAAGAGAGCGGUCCGAGUGCUCGCUCCUGUCACAAGAUGUGCAUCGACUCUCAGCGGCGGCAGAUCUACACGCUGGGUCGAUACCUGGACUCCAGCGUCCGGAACAGCAAGUCUCUAAAGAGCGACUUCUACCGCUACGACAUCGACGCCAACACGUGGACGCUACUCAGCGAGGACACGUCGGCUGACGGAGGGCCGAAGCUGGUGUUUGACCAUCAGAUGUGCAUGGACUCGGAGAAGCACAUGAUCUACACGUUUGGCGGCCGCAUCCUGACAUGUAACGGCAGCGUGGAGGAGAGUCGGACGUCAGAGCCUCAGUUCAGCGGCCUGUACGCCUUCCACUGCCAGGCGGGGACGUGGAGCCUCUUACGGGAAGACUCGUGUAACGCCGGGCCGGAGGACGUCCAGUCACGCAUCGGACACUGCAUGCUCUUCCACACUAGAAACCGCUGCCUCUACGUGUUUGGGGGCCAGAGAUCAAAGACGUAUCUAAAUGAUUUCUUCAGCUACGACGUGGAUGGUGACCAUGUCGAGAUCAUCUCUGACGGCACCAAGAAGGACUCAGGCAUGGUGCCAAUGACAGGCUUCACACAGAGAGCCACCAUCGACCCAGAGCUGAACGAGAUCCACGUCCUGUCGGGCCUCAGCAAGGACAAGGACAAACGGGAGGAGAACGUCCGCAACUCCUUCUGGAUCUACGACAUCGCCCGCAACAACUGGUCGUGUGUGUACAAGAACGAUCAGGCGGUGAAAGAAAAUCCGAGUAAAGCUCUGCAGGAGGAGGAGCCAUGUCCGCGCUUUGCACACCAGCUGGUCUACGAUGAGAUGCACAAGGUGCAUUACCUGUUUGGUGGAAACCCCGGGAAGUCGUGUUCUCCUAAGAUGCGUCUGGACGACUUCUGGUCCCUCAAACUGUGUCGGCCCUCCAAGGAGUAUCUGCUCCGACACUGCAGAUACCUCAUCAGGAAGUACAGGUUUGAGGAGAAAGCCCAAUCGGAGCCACUGAGUGCACUAAAGUAUCUGCAGAACGACCUCUCGCUCACGGUGGACCACACGGACCCGGAUGAGACCAAAGAGUUCCAGCUUCUGCCCUCGGCUCUCUUCAAGUCCAGCUCCGACUUCAUCCCUCUGGGUUUCUCCGACGUGGAUCAGACGUACGCUCAGCGGACGCAGCUCUUCGACACGCUCGUCAACUUCUUCCCAGACAGCAUGACCCCCCCAAAGGGCAACCUAGUAGACCUCAUCACGCUUUAGCCCCUCCCACUCCGGACACACCACCCCCUCCUCCUCUCUUCUCACCUCACCUGCUGGAAUUACUGAACACCUUCCCAUCGCCGCACCUGAUGGGGACGGAGGACAAAGAGCCCAGUUAUUUUUCUAUUCCUGAACCCUGCUACUGGGACAACUCCUCACCUGGAGCCUCCUGCUGUUACCUGCGGGUGAGGUAAACACACACUAACAACACUAUGGUAUUUGGAUUGUGAGCAGAGCGCCACAUCAGCCUGACGUGUGUGUUACUCUCCCCCAGACAUCCCUCCUGGUUUUUUUUUUCUUGGUAAUGAAGAUUUCUUGGAACACACAGAGCCGCUCUAAACUCUGCCAAACAACGCUUCUGUUUCUCAUCUUUACUUUGUUUUUCCCCCCUCGUUAGAAAAGCGAAGGCCAAAAAAAAAGAGGAGGAUUUGCAUUUGUUUGCGGUCUUUUUUUUUUUUUUUUUUUUAAAGAGUUGGUUUUUUUUAAACUGUUGGAUUUGUGCUUUGUACCCACGCAAACGCCCACACAGUCGACCACAGGCAUCUGGAGCACAUCAGACAAAUGGAUUGUUGCACAACUUUAGUUCAAAAUCACAUGUCGUUAAUUCAUCCGAAGAAAGGAAAGUGUGAUCACGACAUAGAGGAACUUUUCAGUCUUGCACGGAUUUAAAAAAAAAAAAAAAAAAAUCUGUUCAUUUGGUAACCUUUCAGCAUCUGUCGUGCAACUUUUGAUUCGGUAAGUUUUGCUUUUCCCUGAAUGUGACGGCCAAAAAAAAGUCAGAAAUGUAAUUAUGGAGGAAUAAUUCUACGAGAUAGAGUUUAAUAUAUAUCUUGCGUAUAUCUCUUUUUUUGGUUUUCCCCGCCUAAACGUCCUCUGAAGGUUGGAUUUAAGUGAAAAGAUUUGAUUUUUUUUGUAAUGAACAGACUGUAACUGGUGUACAGAAAAUGUAAAUAUACAUAUAUGAACUCUCUGGAUUGAACAGAUUCUGUGCUCAGAUUUUGUUCUCUCUCAUCCCUCUUCAUAAAAAAAACAACAACAAUCAGGGUCCAUAUACAGCACCUCUCUAUAUAUAAUAACUUAACUAUUAUAACUUAUUGGGAAUACAUUCAAACGAAAGGUGUGUGAAUGAAGUGCUGCUGACAGAAAUACGUUUGAAGAUAAGAGUGGGGAAAGCUUUUCUUUGGGUCUAUUUAUCAUAGUGUGUGAACAUGAUUUUCAUUAAGUGUCGAUUCAUAGGUGUAAUUAUUUCCCUCUUAAAAUUCCUCAACGUGCCCCUGAAUGGAUUUGUGAAGUAGAAAGGCUGAGACUCACCGUCAUGCUUUACAGCGGUGAAAACCCCAUAAUCUGUCUCGUGUUAUCUUAUUCAUGCCACGACCACAUGACGACGAUACGUCAAGAUGUGAAAAAAAGAGAAAGACAACGGGAGCGCUUCUCGAGCUCAUGUGAAAGAAAGACUUAAAUCCAUAAAACACAUCGGUAUAAAUAAUCCAAGUCCAGGCAUGCAGGAUGGUUUGAAAAGUAGAAAAGGUCUUUAAUUCAUCGGGCCAGAAACAUUUAUAAUGAACCAACGCGUGUCGGCUCCUCGAGCUGUUCUUAAGAUUUCUUUGCGGCGGUCUUUUUGAUGCCUUUAUUUCAGAGGACAACAGACAGUUGGGAAUUGGAAAAAGAGAGAAAAGACAUGCAUGAAAGGAGCCACAGGUCGGACUUAAACCCUUCAGGACUACAGCCUCCAUACGUGUUGCUCGACCUCACCGCUAGGCCGUCAGCGGGUUCUGUGUUUAUAAAUGCGCACUGCCCGCUCAAAGUCUUCUUAUCGUCUUCCAUGACUCUCAGUUUGACCAUAACGGAUUGUGGUUUUUUUGGGGGGGCCUUUUUGCCUUUAUUAGAAAGGACAGCUGAAGAGAUGAUGGGAGGAGAGAGAGAGGGGGAUGACGUGCAGCAAAGGACCGAGGUCGGACUCAAACCCACGGGCGCUGCUAGGACGCCUAUAUCCUCUGUACACUGGGCGCUGCAAGUAUCAGAUUGUUUUUCAGUUUUAGUGUGAUCCAAACACUGUGAACUCUGAGCGACUCUUUGCCUCGGGUGCAUCCGCUGCGACUGUUAACCAAAGCAUGUGUUUAUGUGUAACGUGCAGCAUCAAAUCGAUUCUUUGCAAAUGAACUAUGAGCUCCAGAGUUACAUCAUCAAAUUAGAAUGUGCACUGAGACUUUAAACCAGACGUGCAGCAGUUCACUAGAGCAUUUUACGGACACUGAUUUACAUUUGUAGCUCUUGUUUUACAGUUAAAGCGCCCUGCUGGUGAUUUGCAGCAAUUCCCUAAAAUGACUAACAGCGUCUUUAAAGAUUUGGGUGUGAAAGAAACGAGGCGCUCUGUGUUUGACGGGAAAUAGAAAACAUCAGUUUUCAUGAGUGUGUAAUCAGCUGAAAUGAAGACGUGCGGUGGGUUUGUUGCGUCUGAAGGAGCUUUUUUAUAUCGAGCGCUCAAGUUGAAAAUCUUUCAACUUUUCAGAGUGACGCUGUUGACGUCACCGGCGCUCUUUUUAAAAUGUAUGAUAUUCCCCGUAGUAUUUCCCCCAACGGAUCGUGUCUUGUACUCGCAUCCUCUUUGCUCCUCGUCUGAUCGGGAAUAUAAAACAGCAGCAGCGGCCGUUGUCAACAGACUGUUGUCAUGCAGACAGGAUGUUUACUCCUCAGAGCACAAACACUUUAUGCAGACACUCCCGAGCACACAGCCAACACUUUCCUGCCCGGAAGAAACGCUAGGUGGAAACGCAGCCUAAUCUAUUUAUUUGUUUUUAAACCUGUAGAGUCGCCCCCUGCUGGCCAUAAGAUAGAAUGCAGGUCAAAGAGCCCUCCUGUAUUAGAAACCAAGAAGCUGUGUGCACAACUCUAUGAUUGUCUUUACCACUAAACCUUGCACACUGCUCCUUUAAGAUGUGAUUUAAAGCUAGUGGGCUGACAUGUACUGAACGAAGCCUGGUUUAGACUUCUGCAUCGGAUGUACGCUGUAGCUACGCCGAUGUGAGCACUACAUAGUUGUGCGUUUGUGUCUGCGAGCUCUGCAAUGCUCCGACUACAAACGCAGUUUUUACAUCACUAGAUUUCGCUUCCGCCACAUCCUCUGCUUGUUUGUGUGCAGGAAACCAUGGCAACCGAAAAAGAGCGUAUUACGUUAGAGGUGGAGCUGAUAAAUAUUUUUGCAGUAGUUGAUUUUCCUGGCUUGUAGCGUUCUUCCUUCUGCAGAAUUUUGAAAGCAGCAGCGGCGAAACCAGAAAUGUAAAUCCAGCCGUCCAAUCACAGGGCUUGCAGGUGCAUCGUUUGGGUCUGUAGUCAGAUUUUUGAGGAGGUGCACAUCGGGCUGUGAUUGUAGGCCUCUCCGUAGAAACAGGGCUACACAAUCCUAUGGUGUAUGCUUCGGCGGGAUUGAAUGCACCUCAUCUAUAAUCUCACAUCCUCAAUCACGUUGUCAUGGUUUCAAAUUCAAAACAUCAGUGUCUACACUACAGCAAAUGUCCUUUUUCAAGAAGUGCAAUAAUCUCCUGCUGCACCUAUCAUCACUUCUAAUAAUCUCAACCUCACAGGUGUGUUUCAGUAAUCUGCACGUGUCAUAAAAAAGUUACAGAAAGGAGCCUGUUGUCCAGACAAGUCGAGUAAACCUGCAAAAUGUAACGAGACAGAUCUCCCUCGAAGGUCAUCAUCAUAUUUCUUGUUGUUUUUGUGCGUUUCAGUUUGUUUAGUUGGAGGAGGAGGAGGUGUGUCCCUUCAUGUUUCUGUUCCUCCAUGCCUCUUUGACCCCGGAGCAACAACAACAGCAAAAAACGGUGUUAAACUCAGAAAGUGGAAUAACCAAGCGAGGGAUUAUUUAUACUUUGACAACAUUUAGGGUGCAUCACGCUUUGCCGUAGCAUUUUUUUUUUCUCUCUCGUGCCAGAAGAAAACUGUGUUUAAAAAAUAAACGAAAGCACCUUUGUAAAGAAGACAAACACAAUGCCAAAUACUUCUCUUGUUUUUGCUCCAUGAAAUAGUGUUUGCUGGAUGAAAUGUUGUUCUAUUGUGAUGUUUUUCUCCAUCUCGCCCCCUCUCUCCGGACCCCCCCUGGGUGGGCCCCUCGAGAGUCUAAAGGCUGGUACUCUCCGAUCAGUGAGCACUACUCUGUGGAAACAGUGAAUGUGUAGAAAGCCUUGUAGUAUUGCAUUGUAUGUAAUGUAUAUAAUGAAUAAAGAUUGUAUUUUGUUCAGGUUUUCCUAA
Labrus mixtus (cuckoo wrasse) is the source of this 6542-nucleotide messenger RNA. RefSeq names its product muskelin 1, intracellular mediator containing kelch motifs (gene mkln1). The record is from RefSeq and is a predicted model, not a curated record. The transcript has 18 exons. Gene Ontology annotation, molecular function: protein binding. NCBI's taxonomy places the organism in Eukaryota, Metazoa, Chordata, Actinopteri, Labriformes, Labridae. The coding region runs from base 66 to 2294 and encodes 742 amino acids. Gene Ontology annotation, cellular component: cytoplasm.